Messenger RNA from Zootoca vivipara (common lizard), 2933 nucleotides. The record is from RefSeq and is a predicted model, not a curated record. NCBI's taxonomy places the organism in Eukaryota, Metazoa, Chordata, Lepidosauria, Squamata, Lacertidae.
AUGGAAGAGGAGCUGAAAUGUCCCGUGUGCGGCUCGCUGUUUCGGGAGCCCAUCAUCUUGCCCUGCUCGCACAAUGUCUGCCUGCCUUGCGCCCGAACCAUCGCCGUGCAGACGCCAGAGACCGAGCAGCACCUGCCCGCCAUGCUGCACCCCCGGGGCCCUGCGGCAGCGCCGGGGGCCGGGGCCGGGGCCUCCGGACCAGCCUCUCUCGACUACGACUGCGGGGCCGGAGGGGGGAGCGGAGCAGGUGGAGGGGGCGGCGGAGGCGGCGUGGAUCAUGCGGACAAGCUGAGCCUGCACAGCGAGACCGACAGCGGCUACGGCUCCUACACCCCGAGCCUUAAGUCUCCCAACGGGGUGCGGGUUCUGCCCCUGGUGCCGCCUCCUCCGGGCUCCUCCUCGGCGGCGGUAGCCUCUCGGGGUGGAGGCACCAGCUCCUCGCUGACCUGCCCGCAAUGCCAUCGCAGCGCCUCGCUGGACCAUCGCGGCCUACGCGGCUUCCAGCGCAACCGGCUCCUGGAGGCCAUCGUGCAGCGCUACCAGCAGGGCCGGGUCGCCGCCUCGGCCGCCGCCAAGUGCCAGCUGUGCGACCGCAGCCCCCCCGAGCCGGCCGCCGUUAUGUGCGAGCAAUGCGAGGUGCUCUACUGCGCCUCUUGCCAGGUCAAGUGCCACCCGUCCCGGGGGCCCUUUGCCAAGCACCGCUUGGUCCCUCCGCCCAGCCAGCAGGGAGCCCCGGGCGGAGCGAGCGGCGGAGCAGCUAGUGGCGGCGGGGGCAGCAAAGCGCCCGGGGCUGCCCGCAAGCCCCCGACCUGCGCGGAUCACGAGCUGGAGAACUACAGCAUGUACUGCGCGACGUGCCGGAGUCCCGUCUGCUAUCAGUGCCUGGAAGAAGGCAAGCACGCCAAGCACGAGGUGAAGGCUUUGGGGGCCAUGUGGAAGCAGCACAAGGCACAACUGUCUCAGGCUUUAAAUGGCAUUUCAGAUAAAGCAAAGGAAGCAAAGGAAUUUCUGGUUCAGCUGAAAAAUAUACUACAGCAGAUACAGGAAAAUGGCUUGGACUAUGAAGCCUGUCUGGUGGCUCAGUGUGAUGCCUUGGUUGACGCUUUGACUCGUCAGAAGGCAAAACUGCUCACAAAAGUUACCAAAGAGCGUGAACACAAGUUAAAGGUUGUUUGGGACCAGAUAAACCACUGUACUAUGAAACUCCGCCAGUCUACAGGGCUUAUGGAAUAUUGUCUUGAAGUAAUCAAAGAAAAUGACCCUUCUGGAUUUUUACAGAUUUCAGAUGCUUUAAUCAAACGUGUUCAAGUGUCUCAGGAGCAGUGGGUCAAAGGAGCUCUGGAACCCAAAGUAUCUGCUGAAUUUGAUCUCACUCUGGAUAGCGAGCCAUUGCUGCAGUCAAUUCAUCAGCUGGACUUCAUUCAGAUGAAAUGUAGGGUGCCUCCAGUCCCACUCUUGCAGCUGGAGAAGUGCUGCACUCGAAACAACAGUGUGACUCUCGCCUGGAGGAUGCCACCUUUUAGCCAUAACCCAGUGGAGGGUUACAUCUUGGAACUCGAUGACGGAGACGGUGGCCAAUUCCGAGAAGUGUAUGUUGGUAAGGAGACCCUAUGCACUAUUGACGGCCUUCAUUUCAACAGUACAUACAAUGCAAGAGUCAAAGCCUUUAAUUCAUCAGGAGUGGGCCCUUAUAGCAAGACGGUUGUUUUACAGACUUCUGAUGUGGCCUGGUUUACAUUUGAUCCCUCUUCAGCCCAUCGGGACAUAGUCCUUUCCAAUGACAACCAGACUGCUACUUGCAGUAGCUAUGAUGACCGUGUCAUUCUGGGCACAGCAGCUUUCUCAAAGGGAAUCCACUAUUGGGAACUGCAUGUAGACCGUUACGAUAACCAUCCAGAUCCAGCCUUUGGAAUUGCUAGAAUCAACGUCGUCAAGGACAUGAUGCUAGGAAAGGAUGACAAGGCAUGGGCUAUGUACGUUGACAACAACCGCAGCUGGUUCAUGCACUGCAAUUCUCACACCAAUCGAACAGAAGGGGGUGUUUCAAAAGGUGCAACUGUAGGAGUUCUUCUGGACCUCAACAAGCACACCCUGACCUUUUACAUAAAUGGGAAACAGCAGGGACCUCCAGCAUUUGAAAAUGUGGAGGGAGUCUUCAUGCCUGCAUUAAGCCUCAACCGAAAUGUGCAGGUGACUCUGCACACAGGACUUGAGGUACCUCAGACUGUCAGACCACCAAAGCUGCCGAGCAACUGAGCUCCUCUUACGUAAAUCUGAGCUGGAUUUUAUAAUCUUUCUAAAUAGAUUUUGGCAUAAAUAUAUACAAAGCAUUCAUAAUUUAGAUCAAAAUCAGAAUUGGUUAUUAGAGUUAAGUAACCUAACACUGUUUUUUGUCUACAUGCAUUUCAAAAUGUUACAACCUUCUGAGAGUGCUUGCAUCACCAAAUUUCCCGUGCAUUAGCAAUGCGUGAAACCUGAUUGGUCUGCCCAUCUAAAGUCAAUGGAUUUUCUUAAUAUAAAAAAAUUGCCUCAUUUUCCUUUUCAUCCAUUUUUCCUUUAGCCACUCAUGUGGCACGCGCCAGAGAAAGUGAAAAGUACUUUAUCACCAUUGAUUAGACUGGGAUUAAAUUCAUUGUUGUUCUUGUUUUCCAUUCUGGUCUCUGAGUUUGAUGUACUGAUGUGCAUGAUAAAGGUCCAAAUACUGUAGGUACUGUUUGGGUAAAAGGACCCAGUCCCCCACUGGUGGGAUUUGGACUAAGUGAUGCAUCCUCCAGAUUUGGGCAGGAUGAAACAGGAAUGAAAUUGUUUGUGAUCCCACUGAGGUCAGUAGCAUAAUUCUCAGUGAGUCCACUGUGAGCAAGGACUUAAUUUUUAAAGCAAUAUAUGCUGCAGGCCUCAAACUGAUUGCUGCAGAGUAGUGCUACCAGACCUCU